UAGAAUAAGUUACAUGAAUGAAUUACCUGGCUCUGUUGGCACAAGUUUCAGCUUCAGUUUGAGAUUAGGCCAGACUUUGUUUUCAUCUGCUUCUCUUCUCUUUAUGUCUUUAGGGGUUGAAUUCUACAGCUACACAGCUUUCUGCUAUUUGGUGACAAUCAUGGGUCUGGUUAUACCUUGGAGUUUCACAUUAGCUUUGGUAGAUGGAUAUUCUGUACUGGUUAAAUGCCCGAUUCGUCAACCCGGAAUACUAUCGAUUAUCAUUGUGGGAGAUUGGGUUUUAUCAACACUCACACUAGCAGCAGCUUCCUCAACAGCUAGUGUUGUAGAUCUCCUGCUUAAUUCCCAAGGAUCUUUUUGUCCUAUAAAGCUUUGCUGCAGGUACAGGAUAUCAGCAGCUUUGGCCUUUGUGUCAUGGUUUCUGUCCUUGGCAUCCUCUCUUUUUAACCUCUAUCUGUUACCCUCUUUGUGAUUCUCUUUUCACUUCCCUGUAAAAAAAAAUAGAUUCACCAUUGUUUAUUUUGUAAUACUUUUCCGAAUUUUACCGACAGUCCUUUGUUAGUGAUGAUGUAUAACUUCAAAACUCAACAUGUAUUUGUUAUAUAGUUUUAAGUAUAGUGAAAGCUCAAUGUUAAUACAAAAUUGCAA
Lathyrus oleraceus (garden pea) is the source of this 648-nucleotide messenger RNA. Its product is annotated as CASP-like protein 5C1. Gene Ontology annotation, cellular component: membrane. The coding region runs from base 14 to 472 and encodes 152 amino acids. The transcript has 3 exons. NCBI's taxonomy places the organism in Eukaryota, Viridiplantae, Streptophyta, Magnoliopsida, Fabales, Fabaceae. The record is from RefSeq and is a predicted model, not a curated record.